This is a messenger RNA of Ogataea parapolymorpha DL-1, 1038 nucleotides long. Its product is annotated as putative band 7 family protein R614. The coding region runs from base 1 to 1038 and encodes 345 amino acids. Gene Ontology annotation, cellular component: plasma membrane. The record is from RefSeq and is a predicted model, not a curated record. The transcript has a single exon. NCBI's taxonomy places the organism in Eukaryota, Fungi, Ascomycota, Pichiomycetes, Pichiales, Pichiaceae.
AUGACGUCUAAUUUUGAACCGACCCAAACGGGAACCAAUGACUAUGAAAGCAAUUACCCUGACACUAUCGACCUGAAAAAACAUCCUGGUCCAGACACUUCAAGGCCUAUCGUUACUCAGCAACCAAAAGCAAGAGAGGAUUUCCAGAUGUCGUAUGCUUUUGAAUGGGAUACGCCCGAUAAUGGCUGGUACGGUUCGUUUAUCAACGGAGUUGGAUCCUGUUUUGGAGCCCUGGGAACCAUUCCGUGCUGCUUCUGCUUCCCUAAUCCGUACAAGGAUGUGGAUCAAGGACAUGUCGGAUUGAUUACUAAGUUCGGUCAAUUGUACAAAGCAGUGGACCCUGGUCUCGUCAAAGUUAAUCCUUUGAGCGAAAAGCUUCAUCAUUCUAAUGUGAUGCUCAAGACAAUGCAGAUCCCUACACUGUCUUGCUACACUAAAGAUAAUGUUUCUAUCACCUUGUCGAGUGUUUUGUACUACCAAGUGGUUGAGCCUCAUACCGCCUUUUUCACUGUUUAUGACAUUGAGGACUCGCUGAGAGAGCGAACGCAAACUACUUUACGUCAAGUUUUAGGAGCCAGAAACUUGCAGGACGCUAUCGAGAGACGAGAAGAAAUUGCGCAGUCGAUCGAGGAGAUAAUCGCAGAGCCUGCAGCCAGCUGGGGUGUUAAGGUGGAGAGUCUUCUUAUCAAAGAUUUCAGCCUGCCACCAGGAGUCUCCAACUCGCUUUCCAUGGCAGCAGAGGCCAAGAGAAUUGGAGAAUCCAAGAUUAUUCAGGCCAGAGCAGAGGUCGAGAGUGCCAAAUUGAUGAGAAAGGCCGCAGAUGUUUUGGCUUCUAAGGCUGCUAUGCAAAUCAGGUACUUGGAUGCUAUGCAAAAAAUGGCCGAGAGCUCGAAUGCCAAAGUGAUCUUUAUGCCUAGUCAAAACGCCAUUGAGCGUACGGCACAAUUCUCUGGAGGGGGCGACCCUCCAGCCACAGAGCCUGGUCCCGACGAUUCGCAACAUCUGUCUCGAAUCAUUAGUCUUCAGGAGGCCAUCUAA